This is a messenger RNA of Limanda limanda (common dab), 4094 nucleotides long. Its product is annotated as protein NYNRIN-like. The record is from RefSeq and is a predicted model, not a curated record. Bases 1 to 3558 code for a protein of 1185 amino acids. Gene Ontology annotation, biological process: DNA integration. NCBI's taxonomy places the organism in Eukaryota, Metazoa, Chordata, Actinopteri, Pleuronectiformes, Pleuronectidae. The transcript is spliced from 4 exons. Gene Ontology annotation, molecular function: nucleic acid binding; RNA-DNA hybrid ribonuclease activity.
AUGCGGACCGAGCACGACAAGCAAACAGUUUCUUUCUGCUCCGCCAAAGGGGAGACCACAGCCGGCAGCGGUGCUGGACCAGCCGAGCGCUCAGCCGCCACCGCUGCAGACGGCGCAAGCGGCAGUUCCAGCCGUCUCUCAACUCUACCCAGACCUCGACCUCCCCGCUGCGGAGGGACAAGACAGCCCUCCAGCCUACAGCACUCCGUGGUCAGCAGCUCACACUCCGAAUCGCACCCGAAGAGGCUCUCGGAGGUCCACACUACGAAUAGUGGCCUCGAGAGGCCGGAUGCCAUGGGGGGGCAGAAUCGUAUCACCCCGUGGGAAGCUCACUUGAGGGAUCGCUUCAUCCACGGCAUCAGACCGGAGAUCAGUGAGAUGGUGAAAACAAACUGCAUCGCCUGGGAGUCUGCAAAUCUCGGGAAAGUCGAAGUACCGUCAUGUGUGUGGGCUGAGCACAAAUAUGAUGUGGGUCUAAUCAAAGGAGCAGACCCAAUAGUGGUAAUCCCUAAAUCAUCAUAUAGACCAUGUCAAAAUCAAUAUCCAUUGAAAAAGGAAGCAGUGGAAGGUAUUAAACCAGUCUUUGAAUCUCUUUUAAGGGCUGGGGUGAUAGUUCCAUGUGAAAAAUCUCCUGUUCGAACACCUAUUUUUCCUGUUAGGAAAAUGAAGGAAUCUGGACAACCACAAGGAUGGAGAUUUGUGCAGGACUUGCAAGCAGUUAAUGCUGCAGUACAGGCUCGUGCACCAAAUGUUCCGAAUCCUCAUACUAUUCUUUCACAGGUUCCAUCUGAGAGUAAAUGGUUUUCUGUGGUUGAUUUGUCAAACGCAUUUUUCAGUAUUCCCAUUCACCCCGACAGUCAGUUCUGGUUUGCAUUUUCUUUUGAAGGAAAAAUGUACACAUUUACACGCCUUUGUCAGGGGUAUUGUGAGUCACCCACAAUCUUUAAUGCAGCAUUAAGGGACAAUCUGGAAUCACUGGAUCUACCAGCAGGUAGUGCCCUUUUGCAGUAUGUGGAUGAUUUAAUGAUCUGUUCCCCCACAAAGGAGACAUGUGUACAGGACACAGUGGCGUUACUCAAACAUUUAGCUACAAAUGGUCAUAAAGUUAGUUUGUCUAAAAUGCAAUUUGUUUCGGAAAAAGUUACCUUUCUGGGUCAUAUAAUCACAUCAGAGGGUAAAACCCUCUCAUCCAAACGAAUUGAAGCUAUUCAAACUAUCCCAAAGCCAGAAACAAAGAAACAAGUCAUGAGUUUUUUAGGGAUGACUUCGUAUUGUCGGCAAUGGAUUCCACAUUAUGCUGAAAUAGAGGCACCACUAUCAGCAAUUGUGUAUGGAAAAGGCCUCACUGCAAAUAACAGAGUCACCUGGACAACUGAAGCUGAGAAAGCUUUUGUUGAUUUGAAGUUAGCUAUGCAAUCUCCUCCGACAUUAGGACUACCAGACUGUACCAGGCGCUUUACACAGACUGUGGAUGAAAGAGGCGGGUAUAUGACAUCUGUGCUGCUGCAGGACCAUGGGGGACGACUGAGACCGGUAGCUUAUUUUUCCUCACGACUUGACUCUGUGGCAGCAGGACUCCCAACUUGUCUUAGGGCUGUAGCAGCUGCUGAGAAAGCUGUGAUUGCAUCACGUGAUGUUGUGGGUUAUGCUGAUUUGACGUUACUGGUGCCACAUGCUGUUUCAAUGAUUUUGCUUGAACAAAAAACUUCUCACCUUUCAACAGCUAGAUGGCUCAGAUAUAAUACAGUGUUACUUGAAAUGCCAAACAUCACUAUUAAGAGGUGCACUGUUCUUAACCCCGCUACUCUCCUCCCUACACCAGGUGAUGGAGAGCCACAUGAUUGUGUUGCAGUAAUAACUGAAAUUUGUUCUCCCAGACCAGAUUUACAGGAUGUACCGCUUGUGAAUGCAGACAUGGAGCUGUUCGUGGACGGCUCAGCAUCAAGGGAUCCAGCAACUAGUAGAAACCAAGUGGGUUUUGCAGUAACAACUUUGUAUGAUACAAUCAUAGCUGAACCACUCCCAUCACAGUAUUCUGCACAAGCUGCAGAAUUAGUUGCAUUGACUGAAGCAUGCAAAUAUGCAAGAGACAAGAGUGUCAACAUCUUCACUGAUAGUAGAUACGCAUGGGGUGUGGCACAUGAUUUUGGCAGACUUUGGGCUAAUAGAAAGUUUUUAACCUCUACAGGUAAACCCAUUACACACCAUACCCUGGUUGCUGCUCUUCUUGAUGCUGUGUUGCUACCUAAACUGAUUGCAAUCUGUAAAUGUGAAGCGCAUACUAGGGAACUUGACUCAGUUUCACGGGGAAAUGCAAGAGCAGAUAUUGCUGCAAAGGCUGCAGCGAAACGUAGCCUGCCAGUUAAUGAUGCUUUUGUUUUGGAUGUGCCCGUGACACCUAAUGCUGAUUUACAGGAGCUGCAAGCGAGGGCAACACCAGAGGAGAAGGUUGUUUGGAAGAAAGCAGGCUGUUCUGUUACUGACGGAAUUUGGUGUGGGCCAGAUGGAAAACCUUGUUUACCUAAAUAUCUGUUUCCUUAUUAUGCUAAGUUGAUACACGGUAAAGACCAUGUGUCAAAGGGGGGAAUGCAAGCAGAUAUACAGAAGUAUUGGUUUACAAAAGGAUUUUCAAACUACUCAAAAAAAUUCUGUCAGAAAUGUGUAAUUUGUGCUACGAAUAAUAUUGGUAGAGGAAUCCAUACUGCACAAAGUGCACAUCCAGCACCAAACGAACCAUUUGAUCAUUUACAGAUGGAUUUUAUUGAACUAACACCAAGCGAGGGAAAGAAGUACUGUCUUGUUGUGGUUGACAUGUUUUCCAAAUGGGUAGAGGCUUUUCCCUCAUCGAAACAGGAUUCUUCAGCAGUGGCAAAGGCACUUCUGGGGGAAUUCAUUCCUCGGUGGGGAAUCCCAAGAAAGAUAUCCAGUGAUAAUGGUACUCCAUUUGUAAGCGCAGCUUUAAAGAGUGUUGGUGAGUAUUUGGGUAUCGAUAUGCGACAACAUUGUGCUUACCAUCCUGCUAGUGGAGGAGCAGUGGAAAGAGAAAACGGCACAUUGAAAAACAAACUGGUCAAAUGCUGUGAGGAAACAGGGCUGACAUGGACAAAGGCAUUACCUAUUGUUUUAAUGUACAUGAGAUCUAGAGUGAGAAGUAAGAAUGGUUUGAGUCCUUAUGAGAUUCUCUUUUCACGUCCAAUGGAGACAGGAAUUGGUCCUGUUAAAAGGCAGCUUCCUCAGACCAGUCAAUGUGAAGAUGAAAUGUUGCGAUAUUGUGUAAAUCUUUCCUCUGUUCUCCUUGAUAUCCACAGGCAGGUGAAAGACGCCCUACCAAAAUCCAUAGACGGUGAACUGCAUGAUUUGAAACCAGGAGACUGGAUUGUGGUGAAGGACCUGAGGAGGAAAAGCUGGAGAGCACGCCGGUGGAACGGGCCCUAUCAAGUUCUUCUCACCACGCAGACGGCAGUGAAGGUCGCAGAGAGGGCAACCUGGGUACAUGCAAGCCAUUGCAAGAGGGUACCUGAGCCAGGAGAGGAUUCUUCAGGACAGAACGUGCGUUGAUGUCAGCAGGUGGUGUUUCCAGCCUUCGAUUGUUUCAUGCCCGCAAGGAAAGGGGUGUGGAAACCAUUAGAGUUACAAGUCUCUAAAAUUCAGUGACACACUGAUUAAGAGGGUUGCAAGAGGAACACUGCUGAUACUCAAUGGCGCCGACGGACAAACAGUGGCAUCUGAUGGGGCGGGCGGUGCGCAGUUGGAAGGAAGGGAAGUGCUCCCUGUUCUUGCUGACUGUCAUCUUCGUCCUACCACUGCUGCUGUGGAAAACAAGCCAAAACAACUCGAGCAUAAAAGAAAUAACCAAAAGAGAACUUUCGUUUGACCCCUAUGAUGAACAGAUAAAACCUGAAAAUAAUGCAUGGUAUGAGACCAUGAAGGUAAUCGCUAGAAAAAUCACUAAUGAGAGCUGUUAUGUCUGUGCACAACUUCCUCAUGGUGUGGGUACUACUCUCCCACUUAAGACCAUCCCACUAAACACCUCAGAGACAUUAGGAGUACUGAUAGCUUUCACUCAGGGGCUUUCACUAAAGAACAGGACUGUG